Messenger RNA from Paramecium sonneborni, 2554 nucleotides. NCBI's taxonomy places the organism in Eukaryota, Ciliophora, Oligohymenophorea, Peniculida, Parameciidae. The record is from the annotation of a GenBank genome assembly.
AUGUAGAAUGAAUUCUUGGAGUAUUCAAAACCUAUUAAUGUACUUACAAAUGAAGCUUUUUAAAGGGCUAGAUAUUCAAACUAACUAAAGAAUUUGUCUGGAUAUUAAAAAUUUUAAUCUAUAUCUGAAUAUCAAAAUCUUUUAUUUCCACUUCUUUAGAAUGAAACUUAUUGUUCAUUAAAAAGGGAAGAAAGUAGAUUUCUUAAUUGCUUGAAAAAUCGUGAUUCAUUUCCUUUAGUUUUUGAAAUAAUUCUCAAUGAUGAGAUGGAUCCUAGUAGAGAAUAAGGAAUAAAAUUUGAUAUUUUGAAAGAAUAUGAAUAAAUGAAGAAUGAAUCAGCUUCUUAAGAUGAAUUAUGGAAAUAUACUCAUUUUGCUCAAUAUUUACUUUUUAAACAAAGUUCAUAAUAUUUUGGAGUAAUCUACACUAAAAAACCAGAUAGAGUAGAUUAAUACUUUUCAUCUUUAGCUAUUUUCGUUUACAAAGAAAAACAAGAAGAAAAAUCAUUUAUUUUGCCAUUUACUAAAGAGGCCACUACAAUGUUAAAAUUUGAAAAUAUUUUUACUACUCAUGAAAAAUUGAUAGAAUAUCAAAAGAAAAUAAUAUAAUAUGAAGAAACUCUUAAAUACAAAUCCUAUAGAAAUCAGAGAAUUUGGGAUCAAUAAUUAAUUGUUUAUUUUCAACCUAUAUGUCCAUUAAGUGCUUAUUUAAAUGAAAAGGAAACUAUUUUUUAAUUAUCUAACUGUCCAUUUUGGAAGUUAAUACUUAAUCCUUGUUAGAUGGAAAAUAAAUGUGAUAGCACAAUAUUUAGUAUUUAAGCAAGAUAAGAAUAAUAAAAAUAUUUCAAUAACAAUGUAUAUAGAUAGUAUUUUAAUGAGAAUUAAUUAGAUGCAAUUAGAGAAGCCUUAGAUUUUACUCAAAAAGUAAAUAGAUAUUGAUUAUAAUAAUAGAUUACAAUAGUUAAAGGACCUCCUGGAACAGGUAAAACAUAAACUACUAUUGGUAUUAUAGCUAUAAUGUCGGAAUUAUUAAUUAAAUCUAAAGAAAAUCCUUAAGGAGCAAUAUUAUUAUUAGCAAAAUCAAAUAGUGUUGUUAAUGAUUUAGUUAGAAAGAUUCAUAACAAUAUUGAAAAUAAAAAUUCAAUUAUUUUCUGUUUUGAUUAUAAACCUGAUUAUUUAAAGGUUGUUAGAUUUGGCAGACCAGAAAAAUGUGAUUCAGAUAUUUAUAGAAUGAGUUUAGAAAUAAGAUCAUAAAACCAUUUUUUUUAACACAAAUUUAAGAAUUUAGUAAGAGAAUAUGAAGCUAAAUAUAUUACUUCAUAAAUAAAAUCUAAAUUAAAAAAGAAAAGUCUAGAGGAAUUUAGGGAAUAUUUAUAACUUACUGAGCAAUAAUAUACUCUUAUUUCUUUAUUAAGCUAUAUUGAAGAUUUGAAUUUUAAAACAAAAAAUAAAAAUAUAUUAGAUGCUUAUGGAGAUUUAUAUUGUUCAUUAUCCUAAUUACUAAAGCAUAAUAAGAAGUAAUAUACAGAUAUUGAAUAAGACUACUUAAGUUAAGUAUAAAAAAAAGUUAAUAAUUUAGUGUCAUGUAAUAGUCUCCACUCUAAAUAGUUGUUCUAAGGAAUGUUUGGAAAAAUUCUUUGAAACUGUAAAACUUAGAAUGUGCAUAAUAGAUGAAGCUCCAACUGCUUUAGAACCAUCUUUAUUAAUACCAUUUGUUAAAUAUAAAUCAAUUGAGAAAGUUGUUUUAUUAGGAGAUACUAGAUAAUUAAAUCCAAUUGUUAUAUCUUCUGAAUCCAACAAUUAUAAUUUUAAUAGAUCUUUAUUUUAAAGAUUAGCUAAAGGAUUGAAAUAGAAUUCUUAUAAACUUACAUUCUAGUAUAGAUAAAUGCCUAAUCUUGCUGAAAUUACAUCAGCAUUGUUUUAUAAAAAUAAAUUGAUAAAUGGAAUCGAAAAUAUGUAAUUUCCACCUUGGAUUAAAUAAAAAAUCUCAGAUGACCGAAAUAGACUUUUUUUUAGUGCACCUUCAUAAAGUGAAAGUUGUGAAGAAACAAGUAAAAAAAAUGAUAUAGAAUGUUAAGCUAUAAUAUUAUUAGUUUAAUAUUUAUUAAAUGAAUUAACUUUAACAAAUCAUCAAAAACCAAUAACUAUUAUAAGUGCUUAUAGAGCAUAAACAGAAAACAUACACUAAAGUUUAAAAACAAAGACUUUUAAGAUGAAAAAGUCUGAAUAGGAAUAUAGAACUGAAAAAUUAAUAGAUUAUGUUGAAUUAGACACUGUUGAUUCAUUUUAAGGAAAAGAGAAUGACAUAAUAAUUUUAUCACUUGUACGAUCUAACAAUCAAUAAGGGUUUCUUAAAGAUAAAAAAAGAACAAAUGUAGCAUUAUCUAGAGCUAGAUUUUGUUAAUAUAUAUUUGGAACUCGUUAUACUAUGAAAUUAGAUUUGAAGAAUUGGAAUAAAGUAAUGAAAUUGUUUGAAAAAAAUAAUGAAAUUAUCAAAUAUAAUGAAGAAUCACUUAAUAAUCCUAACUUUUUUAAGGAAGAGUUAAAAAAGGAUUGA